GAACACCACUGGUGGCUUCGUGCCCGCCUGUUCCCAUUGCAGCACCCUGCCAGCCCAAUGUGCAGCUUCAGCCCAAGAGCAGAAAGUCAGGCUGCUGCCCACCUGGGCGAGGCUUCCCAAAAGGCGAGGGCCGAAGGGAAGGAAAGCUCCAGAGGAAGCGCUCCCGGCCGCAGCAGCGAGCGCUGUCCGCCCGCGGGGGAGCCGCUCCCAGCGCUGCGGCCGCCGCGCCCCGCGGGCUGUGCCCGGCACGGGAUAAGGCUCGGGGAGGUGCCACACAGGGCUGGGCAGGCCGGGCAGCUGGCCCGGCACAUGGAGCUGCCGAGCACACGGAGCCGCAGCUUGCCGGGAUGUCCCAGCGCCCGCGGAGAGGGACGGCGCGGCCGGGACACUGAGCGGGCUCCAGCGUGGUUGCCAGCACAGAGGUUCAGCAGACUGCAGCCCCGAAUUUCACAGGGUGACCUGUGACUGUCAGUCCUUCCCAGCUGUGCUCUCUGCCCUCCACCAUGCGGGUAACAAGUGUGAUCCGGGCCGUGGUGCUGCUCCUCACGCUGCUGGGCACGUGGCUCCUCAUGCAGACCUACUUCCAGCACAGCUGGAAAGCCAUCAGCCUGCGCAGCUGGCUCGGUGCCUCGAGGAAGCCCAGCAGUGAGAAGCUGCCCCGGCACAAGUGCGGGAACCAGAAGAGCUGCCCCCAGAAUUAUUUUGCCUUCAAGAUCAUCAGUGGUGCUGCAAAUGUGGUGGGACCCUCGAUCUGCCUUGAAGACUUGGUCCUCAUGAGCAGCGUGAAAAACAACAUUGGCAGAGGCCUGAACAUUGCACUGGUGAAUGGAACAACUGGGAAGCUCCUGAAAACCGAUGCCUUCGACAUGUACUCUGGAGAUGUUACCAAGCUGCAGACCUUCCUCCAAGGGAUCAAGCAUGGCACCCUUGUGCUGACAGCAAGCUACGAUGACGCUGCCACAAAGAUGAAUGACAAAGUACGGGCGUUUUUCACAGAGCUGGGCAGCAGCCACGUGGGCAAGCUGGGCUUCCGGGACAACUGGGUCUUCUUGGGAGCAAAAGGGCUGAUGAACAAGAGCCCCUUUGAAAAGCACAUUAAAAAUGAUAAAGAGACAAAUAAAUACGAGGGCUGGCCUGAGCUGUUGGAGAUGGAGGGCUGUGCCCCCAGGAAGAUGGACUAGCACCAAACCAGCCUGCCAUGGAGGGCAGCCUCACCAGUCACACAGGGACACCAGCCCCAUCGGGGGGACUGCAGCCUCUUCACUGCCAGGUCACAGAGUCCAGCAGCUGCUGUCUGCUCUCAGGAACUGGCUGUUUCACAGCAGGAACUGUGCAGGGCUUGGAGAAGAGCUGUACAAGUGCCUGCAGAGCUGAGCAGACGCGUGGCCAGGCUGCAGCCAAGCCAUCCUCAUCUGUGGGUCAACUGUGGGUAUUUUAUUUUUCUAUCUUUUAACUAAAAACUUUGUAGAAGUUUUUGUAAAUUUCUUAAAUGAGAUUUCUGAUUACAAAGCACUACCUUCUCCCUUCCAUUUUCAAGCAUAAUCAACACCUUCCCCCACAGGCAGAGCAUGCCAGGUCCUGUGCCAGCAGUCACCCAUCCCACAGCCCUGCACACAGGAGCUCCCCCUCCCCACAUGGCACAGGGUAAAGUCAUCCCUGGGGAUGCUCAGACUUUGGUGGUCCCCCCUUGGAGUUCUUGCCAAUGUCCUGCAGUCUCCUACAGCCACAGUAAGGCCAGAAGUCCACAGGGAUAGCAUGCAGCAAUCAAGGUUAAUAUUUGCAGACCAAAGUACCAUUCCUGGGUGUUACUGGUUUAAACCCAGAAGAGUAAAGAAAACUAAGACUGUGUAUAAAACAGAAGGAACUUUGAAGGUUCAAAAUAUUCCCAAAAACAAGAUAAAAAACAAAGAUUAAAUGUUGAUGCCAAAAAAUUGAUAUAUUUUGAUUUAAUAGUAAGAGAGGCAAAGAGAAAGAAAGGGAAAAGUUAGAAAAUACUAAGGUUACUUUUAAAAGCACAGGAUAGCUCACCACCUCACUGUGCUACCUGGGUUGCUGCUGAGACAGGGUGGGGGGAGUGGAGCAGGUUUUGCACUGUUUUAUCUGCUGUUUGAAGAGUCUUACCUGCCCUCCCCUGAUCUCGGGAGCAGUGUGGCUGGGAUGCAGCUGCCCAUCCUCGGGAUGCAGGAGCCCUGCCCGGCCUCUGCAGCCGACCCUUGCUCGUGGUGCUCCCUCCCUGCCACGGGACACAGGAGCAGGGCA
Messenger RNA from Motacilla alba alba, 2259 nucleotides. RefSeq names its product FAM3 metabolism regulating signaling molecule D (gene FAM3D). The transcript has 11 exons. The coding region runs from base 504 to 1181 and encodes 225 amino acids. The record is from RefSeq and is a predicted model, not a curated record. Lineage: Eukaryota; Metazoa; Chordata; Aves; Passeriformes; Motacillidae.